AUGGCAACUAGUCGUCCCCAACCUCUGUUCUACCAAUCGUCGAAAUGUGUGGAUCUGUACUUGGAUGCUAAUAUAAGAUUUCAACUAUCCCUACGCUGCCCGACAUUCCAAACAGUUCACCAGGCGGCAACUCUCAGAAUCCAUGAUCUCAAAAUGCGACCGAAUGACUUCGUAGUCAACGACACCACUUUCACUCUGGGUGUCAUCCAGAAAUAUACUACCACGCCAACUCCUGAAUCCGUCAAACUUCUGAAUGCCAGCGGUGGAAUUCAGUAUGACGUAGAUAGGUAUGGUCUCAGUGAGGAAGACUGCAUCAGAGUAAGCAAAUUGAAUGACUCAACAUUGAAAGAAGAACUUUACAUUGCACAUAGAGUUUUCGAGAGACGGAUAUACGAUAAUAAAUAUGAAGCGAUACAAUUAGAGUGUCUUGCACAUCAUAUGCGCUUGAAUAAUCAGGAGCCUCCGUAUACUCACUAUCUCCAAUUGACUAUGACAACUGGCACUGUGCAAAAAGUGGAACGUUUGGAGUAUGACAAUAAUUUCAAGAUCAGCAGUGACUACAUUAUUGAGAAAAUGUUUGGAGUAGCUCGGAAAAAAGUUCAGAUCAAAAAUCUACAAAUUGAUCGAGAAGCUUUGGACUUACAACUGAUGCGUCACAUUCAAAACGCUGAGUUUUUGUGUGUCGCUGGAACUGGAAGUUUGAAAGUGUUUAAUGUUAAUCAGAACAAUCGAAUCCAUUUCGCAAAGUGUAAUGACGUGGAAACGGAUUUUGCGGAUUUUGUUAAUAUAUGUUCGAAGGUUGGACAAUUCUACUCCAUCGGAUUCCAACAUCAAACAACUGUUGAGGAAUUUUUCGAGAUGUUCAGAAACCUUCCAGGGGCGGAGACAGGAAAAAGCGAUGAGUCAAGAUUGUCCCAAUUCCCAGAAUGUAUCAUUAUCUCAAUGAGCGAUGAGACCGAGUUAAAUGUGUGGUUUGAGAAAACAAACGAGGAGGAUAAAGUGUACUGCAACACGGAAUUCACAGUGAAGAUCAAAGUACAAAACAGAGGACACGCACAUGUCAUCUGA
Caenorhabditis remanei is the source of this 1068-nucleotide messenger RNA. RefSeq lists its product as uncharacterized. The transcript is spliced from 3 exons. Bases 1 to 1068 code for a protein of 355 amino acids. The record is from RefSeq and is a predicted model, not a curated record. Lineage: Eukaryota; Metazoa; Nematoda; Chromadorea; Rhabditida; Rhabditidae.